Molecule: messenger RNA, 1217 nt
Organism: Choloepus didactylus (southern two-toed sloth)
Lineage: Eukaryota; Metazoa; Chordata; Mammalia; Pilosa; Megalonychidae
Product: 60S ribosomal protein L23a-like
Exons: 1
Coding region: 411-869 (152 amino acids)
Biological process (GO): translation; ribosomal large subunit assembly
Cellular component (GO): ribosome; cytosolic large ribosomal subunit
Molecular function (GO): rRNA binding; structural constituent of ribosome
Source: RefSeq, a predicted model, not a curated record
CAGCUUUUAGAGGAGCCAGACCAAAGAUGCCAUCUUAAAAAUGUCCCCAUUUAUCUCUACAACUUUUCAAAGAAAUGUGGACCUGAGCAAUCAAAACCAGCAAACAUUUAUUGAGGACUUCUUAUGUGCCAGGUUCUACACCAGUUGCUCUCACAUGUCUAAUUUCUUCAGUAUUCAUGAUAACUAACAAAUCUAUUAACAAAUAUUAGGUUCUAGGUACUUGAAAUUAGAAUGGAGAAAAGUCUUAAAGAAUACUUCAGAGUUUUCUACUCAUUCCCCCAUUCAUCUGGAAUUUGAUAAUUAUCUUAGAGGCAGACUGGUUUGAAUGUCCAGAUAUCUGAACACAGCUUACCUUUAGAGGUACCUAGGUUUUAGUGUUCCAAAAAUUACUAUACAGCCUUUUCACGAAGAUGGCACUGAAAGCGAAGAAGGAAUCCCCUGCCCCUCCCAAAACCGAAGCCAAAGCAAAGGCUUUGAAAACCACGAAGGCAGUAUUGAAAGGCAUCCACAGCCACAAGAAAAAGAUCCGCACUUCACCUACAUUCCGGCAGCCCAAAACACUGUGUCUCAGAAGACAGCCCAAAUAUCCUCCGAAGAGCGCCCCCAGGAGAAACAAGCUUGACCACUUGGCCAUCAUCAAGUUCCCCCUGACCAUUGAGUCAGCCAUGAAGAAGACUGAAGACAACAACACACUUGUGGUUGUCAAGACCAACAAGCACCAGAUCAAACAGGCUGUGAAGAAGCUCUGUGACAUUGACGUGGCAAAGGUCAACACCCUGAUCAGGCCUGAUAGAGAGAGGAAGGCAUAUGUUCGACUGGCUCCUGGCUAUGAUACUUUGGAUGUCGUCAACAAAAUUGGAAUCGUCUAAACUGAGUCCAGCUGGCAAAUUCUAAAUAUAAGUUUUUUGACCAUAAAAAAAAAAAAUUACUAUGCAGAUUCUAUAUGGAAAACCAUGUAUACCAUACUCUGGCUGAGUUAAAGGAUUUUUCAAGAAUAAUUUGAACUGAACUCAAUUUUGCCUCACCAAAACCGAUGGCUUUGUAAGAAUCCUCUCCACUGGACUGAUGGGCCAAGUAAGGCAGGUUACCUUUGUGAAAGAGGCAACAUUUCUGCUCUAUUUGACCCUAUAGCACUUUCUCUCCAGAAAAUAUAUUUGCAAUAUAGCUGGUAUAUCUCCCUAUACCUUAGACUCAGUCUCCCCCUACUCUAGUAGAAG